Molecule: messenger RNA, 687 nt
Organism: Nanorana parkeri
Lineage: Eukaryota; Metazoa; Chordata; Amphibia; Anura; Dicroglossidae
Product: cytochrome c oxidase subunit 4 isoform 1, mitochondrial-like
Exons: 5
Coding region: 94-624 (176 amino acids)
Biological process (GO): mitochondrial electron transport, cytochrome c to oxygen
Source: RefSeq, a predicted model, not a curated record
CACCUACUUUCUGUUUGAGCUACUAUAUAUAUAGGGCUUGCAUAGUUACAGCACCAUGCAGAACACGGACUCAGACACGUUCACAAUACAAAGAUGUUAGUAAGUGUUGCACGCUCCCUUCGUGGUCCAAGAUCCAUUCUAUGGAGGAGUUUCUCCACCAGUAGUUUCGUGUCUGCACAUGAUGUUUCAAGUGACCAAGUACCUUACUACUCAAAACCAAGGUACUAUGAUUCCCGUGCCAAACCACUGCCUGAUGCACCCUUUGUAUCUGAGCUGACGGCACAGCAGAAUGCUCUGAAAGUAAAGGAAGCUGCAUCCUGGACUCAGCUGACAAGAGAAGAGAAACUAGCAUUGUACCGUAUCAGCUUUGACCUAUCCUAUGCAGAGAUGAAGAAAGGAUCACCAAAUGAGUGGAAAACAAUAGUGGGAGCAAUAUUUUACUUCCUGGCCGUUUCCGGAUUGUAUCUUUGGUGGCAACGUGUAUAUGUGUACGGUCCGGUUCCUCACACCCUCUCUGAGGAAUGGAUAGCCAUGCAAACAAAGAGAAUGAUCGACAUGAGAGUCUGUCCCAUUACUGGAUUCGCUACCAACUGGGAUUAUGAAAAGAAUGAAUGGAAGAAAUAAGCUGUUUACCACCAUGAAGCACUGUUUAUAUGUUACAAUAAAUUGCAUAUACUUUACACAGAA